GGGGAGCACCAGCUCCAUGUGGACUUUGUAGAUUUCGAUGACCACAAAACGUUUGCUCAUUACCAGUCCUUCCAGCUCAAGGGAGAAGACGAGAACUACCAGCUUGUACUGGGGGCAUUCCUGGCUGGUUCUGCAGGUGAGGGACUAUCAUUCCACAAUGGAAACCCUUUUUCCACCUAUGACAAGGAUAAUGACAGCGGGACACAGAACUGUGCCAUCACGGUGCCUGGUGCCUGGUGGUAUCUAAACUGUUAUCGUUCCAACCUGAAUGGUGGUUAUCCAAUUAGUAAUCGGAAAGAACAGAGAUAUGGCAUUGACUGGGCAUCUGGCAAUGGAAUCGGUGUCUCCUACAAGAAAACAGAGAUGAAAAUCCAUUAAACAGAUACCGUAUGGAGACUCUGAGAUAGAAAAAUAAAUCAGUAAAUACA
Molecule: messenger RNA, 428 nt
Organism: Sceloporus undulatus (fence lizard)
Lineage: Eukaryota; Metazoa; Chordata; Lepidosauria; Squamata; Phrynosomatidae
Product: ficolin-3-like
Exons: 2
Source: RefSeq, a predicted model, not a curated record